Messenger RNA from Coturnix japonica (Japanese quail), 2184 nucleotides. Its product is annotated as olfactory receptor 4S2-like. Gene Ontology annotation, biological process: G protein-coupled receptor signaling pathway. Gene Ontology annotation, cellular component: membrane. The record is from RefSeq and is a predicted model, not a curated record. Lineage: Eukaryota; Metazoa; Chordata; Aves; Galliformes; Phasianidae. Gene Ontology annotation, molecular function: olfactory receptor activity; G protein-coupled receptor activity.
GCCCUGGAGGCCCCGGAGGUCCCGGAGGUCGGAACUCUGCUGCUGCUCGAGAAUCAGCCGGGCAUUUGUUGUGGUUCACUUCAGAACAUAAUGCGGAACUGUGGCAGUUGUAAAGCAUUGUAUUGAGGGCUGCGGACGUUAUGUUCCUUGGGACACACUGGUUUCUUUUUAAGCUCCUCGUGUUCUAUGUUGGAGUUGCACGUAGCUAUAAUCAGUGAAGGGUGCUGAUGGAGAUACCUGCCUGGUCCCUGUAUAUCCCAGCUAAUUUAAACGGCAAUAUGGGGUUUGGACUGGUUUCCAAGUGCUCUUCCCAGUUCCUUAUGCACGUUCAGGGUGCCAGCUUAGGUACUAUGCUAUCAGUCUGUCUGCAUGUAUGCUCUGCAAGAGUAAUUUACGUUAUGUAGAGGAAGCCUUCCCAAAAAUCAGAGAAUGGUGAGUGGCAGGAAAUAUGAUGAGGUCUAGGAAAGAGGUUAGAAGCUUGGGGACCCCUAGUGUCAUGGGAUUUUACUCUUGAACACCUGUGGGACCCUGAGAAACUAAGUGAGUAUCUGAGUAAGGGAUGGUGCAGCUCAGAAAGAUCUGAGGAGGAAUGGCUUAUUUGGGGCUUGGCUUGUGCUUACCGAGCUCUAUAUAACACUAUUGUGGAGAGAGAGAGUUCCCAAACUGAGAUCCAAACCAAAAGUUUGGAUCAGUCCGAGUCAAAAGUCCGAGUCAAUCUUGGUCACUCAAAGGAGGCACCAGUAUCAGUGUCAGUUGCCCCUGUGGAAGGCCAGAAAUGGAAAUGGGUGUCUCACAAGGGUUCUCACAAGGGUUGUAAUCAUAACCUUGGACUAUAAUGGGGGAAAACAUCCUGCCCUGCGCCUUUGUUGUGCCUCUCACUGUCCUUCAUAGCACAGUGACUGUAGGCUCAGUCCUUCACAGCCCCAAAGGACCAGGAUGAAGGAGCACAUGACAGCCAUGGCCAAAGUUUCACUCGCGGAGAAUGAAAUACCCAGGGGGAAAAAAUGGGGAAAGCAAUGCUUUUGUAGGGUUAAUAGUAAUUCUAUGUGCUUCCCAGUUUCUGGUACAGAAUUCAUUAUUAGUGAUGAUGAUGAUAUCAAAUGACAUCUCUUUGGUUUUCCAUGUGCACAGGCUGUCUGUUGUGUAUGGCUGCCCAACUGACCAAUGCAGUGAUUACAAGUCGUGUGAAGGAGUUCAUUCUCAUCGGCCUCUCUGAGAGUCGAGGUGUGCAGGGGCUGUACUUUGUGAUGUUUCUUUGCUUCUAUGCAAUGAACGUGGUGGGAAAUCUGCUCAUUAUUGUCACCGUGAUGAGCAGCCAACACCUGAACUCCCCCAUGUACUUCUUCCUCUGCUACUUGUCCUUUGUAGACAUCUGUUACUCCUCUGUCACAGCUCCCAAAAUGAUUGCUGACUUCCUUGUCAAAAACAAAACCAUCUCCUUUGUGGGCUGCAUGGCGCAGCUCUUUGGGGUCCAUUUCUUUGGCUGCACAGAGAUCUUCAUCCUGACAGUGAUGGCCUACGAUCGCUACACGGCCAUCUGCAGACCUCUCCACUACCCCACGCUCAUGACCAGGCGCACGUGCAGCCGCAUGGUGGUGGGCUCAUGGCUGGGGGGCUGCAUGCAUUCCAUUGUGCAGACUCUUCUGAUCACUCUGCUGCCCUUCUGUGGCCCCAACAAAGUUGACCACUACUUCUGUGAUGUCCAUCCCCUGCUACAGCUGGCCUGUGCUGACACCUACGCCAUCGGCGUCACUGUCAUUGCCAACAGCGGGAUGAUAGCUCUGAGCUCUUUUGUCAUCUUGGUUGUGUCUUACGUGGUGAUCUUGGUUUCCUUGAGAAGUCACACAUCCGAAGGACGGCGCAAGGCCCUCUCCACCUGUGGGUCCCACAUCACCGUGGUGGUUCUGUUCUUCGGGCCGUGCACAUUCACCUACAUACGCCCAUCCAGUGAUCUCUCGGAGGAGAAGAUCGUGGCCCUAUUUUACACCAUCAUCACCCCCAUGCUAAACCCCCUCAUCUACACACUGAGGAAUAAAGAGGUAAAGAGUGCCAUGAGAAAACUGUGGGGUAGAAGAGUAGAUAGUGAAGAGGGAAAGGUGUAGAAACGUGGACACUUUUCCCAAAGGAUCUGUCAUGAUGAUAUAUUUGGUCAGCAUUGCCACAAAAAUGUCUCUUGAAUAAAAG